AUGGAGAAACAACAAACAAGUUUCAAAAUUCUUAUGUUCCCUUGGUUAGCCCAUGGACAUGUUUAUCCCUUUCUUGAAUUAUCCAAGAAAUUAAUCUCAAAGAAAAACUUCCAAAUAUACUUUUGCUCUACUCCCAUCAAUAUUGAUUCAAUCAAGAACAGUUCGCACAAAAAUUUAUCAGAUUUUUCAAUAGAAUUUGUAGAACUUCAUUUACCUUCACUGCCUGAACUUCCUCCACAAUAUCAUACAACCAAAAAUGUGCCACCAAAUCUUAAGCUAACCCUUAUGCAGGCUUUUCAGAUGUCAAGUUCUAGCUUCUCCAGCAUCAUCACCAACCUCAAGCCCGAUUUGCUGAUAUAUGAUGCCUUGCAGCCCUGGGCUCCCAAACUUGCUUCAUCACACGGUAUUCCUGCUGUUCACUUUGCUACUUGUGGAGCAACGACAAUGUCAUUUUUCCAUCAUAGUUAUACAUAUAGGAAUGCUAACUUCCCUUUUCCUGCAAUAUAUCAGCGGGAUUACGAACAAAGGGAUAUCAAAACUCAAGGUGGAUCAAUAAAAGUUAAUGAUGCAACUGAAGGUUUCGCUUUUGGAACCUUAAAACUAUCUCAUGACAUUGUUUUGAUCAAGACUUGUAAAGGAAUAGAGGAAAAAUAUGUUGAUUAUCUUUCAAUCUUGUGCCAGCGGAAAGUGGUUCCUGUUGGCCCUCUUAUUACACAUGCUAAAAAUGAGGAAAAUUUAGAAAUCAAGAAAUGGCUUAGUACAAAAGAUCAGUUUUCUACUGUGUAUAUUUCCUUUGGCAGUGAAAAUUACUUGUCCAAGGAACAGAUAGAAGAAAUAGCAGAAGGGUUAGAGUUAACCAAUGUAAACUUCAUAUGGGUUCUUAAAUUUCCUGCUGAAAAUGCCGUAGGAAUCGACGAAUCACUGCCGGAGGGAUUUAUUGAAAGAGUGAAAGAGAGAGGGAAAAUUCUGCAGGGAUGGGCACCACAGACAGAAAUCUUGGCGCAUUCAAGUAUUGGUGGUUUCAUGAGCCAUUGUGGGUGGAGUUCUGUAAUGGAAAGUAUUUAUUUUGCGGUUCCUAUUAUAGCCAUGCCGUUGAAACUUGAUCAGCCUAUAAAUACCAGAAUGGUGGUCGAGGGUGGUGCGGCCGUGGAAGUCCUGAGGGAUGACGAAGGACUUUUUAGGGCAGAAGAGGUGGCAAAGGCUAUAAAGACGGCGAUUUUGGAGAAGAGUAGUGGGGAAGGUUUAAGGGAUAAAGCUAGGGAAUUGAGCCAGAAAAUGAAAAAUGAGGAAGAAGAAGCCAUAAAUGAAGCAGCAGAUCAGCUAUGGCAAGUUUGUAUUAAGAAUCAUAAUAUUGUGCAAUGUUCUUGA
Molecule: messenger RNA, 1368 nt
Organism: Fraxinus pennsylvanica
Lineage: Eukaryota; Viridiplantae; Streptophyta; Magnoliopsida; Lamiales; Oleaceae
Source: the annotation of a GenBank genome assembly